This is a messenger RNA of Acanthopagrus latus (yellowfin seabream), 1938 nucleotides long. It is a transcript of the gene cfap418, whose product is annotated as chromosome 17 C8orf37 homolog. Lineage: Eukaryota; Metazoa; Chordata; Actinopteri; Spariformes; Sparidae. The transcript has 6 exons. The record is from RefSeq and is a predicted model, not a curated record. Gene Ontology annotation, cellular component: cytosol. The coding region runs from base 99 to 731 and encodes 210 amino acids.
ACUUCCGCUCCAGUUUCCUGUUACUAAGCAACGACGAACGCUCUCCCUGAGCUCUGCUGUUAGCCUCCGAAGCUAGCUAGCAGGGCAGACACACAAACAUGGAUGGCGAGGACGAUCUGGACGAACUGCUGGAUGAAGUUGAAAAAAAGUUUUGCAGCAACGUUUCCGUCACAUCUGCGGCUCGUGUGAGCUCGAGUGCGACUGGAAGACGCGGGAAAGACAGCGAAGGACAGAGAAAACACGGUGCCACUAAACCGGAACAGCCGAUAAGCAGCGUCUCUGAGGAUAUCGACGCCCUUCUGGAGGAAUUACUGGAGGAAGACUACAGCGAUUCCCCUCCACUGAAGACUGAAUCGUUUUCUAAAGGAGCACCAGCGGAGAAGAAGCUUCCCGCUCAGUCUGCAGGAAGAAAGUGCUGUCCUGUUUUCGUUGGCGGCAGCUCCGUCACAAAUGGUGUCGGAACAGCGACGUCCAAGAGGUCAUGUGACCAGUUGAGGUGCACGUCCUGUGACUUCCGGGUGCUGAUGUUUGAUGACUUUGAGUGGGACUCUUGUGAUUACCUGUUUCUCAGGAACAACAUGCCGGACCGUCAGAAGCUCCGAGCGAAGCUGAAGAAGAGGAGAGGUUUACGGGCGUACGCCUGCCAGUGCAGCUGGUUCUCCACGUCGGAACCGACGGACCUCAGGGACCGACCUCAGCUCAGAUGGGUCUGUGGAAAACACCUGGACUGAUGUGAACUCCUCACCGCUGCUCAGAUACUUCCAGAGAAACUUCACAUCCUUCCAUCCAUCCUCCAGGCUUCAGACAGAACAGUCUGUUAAUAAUGGACCUUCAGGAUUCAACCAUUGUUCAUGACAAACAGUUCAGUACAGUGGUGACGUUAUUUUCAACAUCUGUAUUAUCUUCUUCAACCACUUGUGGUAUUUUUAGACCCUGAAAUUAUCGUGAUCAUGUGUUAAACAUGUUUAAUUAUUCUCUACAUCAUCAUGAGAAGCUGAACCUCCACAGUUCAUAUAUUAAUUCUUUCCUACUUUAAAAGUCACAUGAUGAUAAAAUCUGUGGUCAGAUUUUAUUUAAUUUAUUAUGUUUUCAUGGUAACAGUAUAUUUUGGUGAUUACCAUCAAUCAGGAAACUGAACUGGACAUUGGUCACCUGGACUCCCUCUGGCUCUGAUGAGUCUGAUGUCACUUCAUCCAGCGCUCUGACAGAAGUCACAGUUUAGUGACAGCAACUCGCUGUUUCAUCUGCAAACACAAACAAACCUCGAGGAGUCAAAGCUGCAGCCAACAGCUGAAAAUCCCUUUGUGGUGAUUUUCAUCUUUGUGCUGCUGCAGAACUGAAGGUUUGAGGUGAGCAGCUGAUCCUCCUGGUUACUGAGAUAAUGUUCAUAUCAUUUUACAAAGUCACAUUUUGUCUUAGUUCACAGGACAUUUUAAUCCUCAUAUAAAACUUCCUGAAUCAAAAUCUUUACAGAUCUAUCUGGUAUUAUUCUAUAUUUUGCAUUGUGCAGACACAAACCAACAACUCAUGAAAAUGUGAUAUUUUCACUCUUGAUGACGUUGAACUUGCUGACGUGUUGAGUUUGGCAGCUAAAUUCAAGAUUUCACCUUAAAGGUUUUAAAAUGUAAGAAUCAGCCACCUGCUGAAUUCAGCAGCAUAAAUGUGUCAGAUUUUGAAUGUUUUCAACUUAGAUUCUGACAUUCUGCACCUUUUGUAAAAGAAAACAAGACUUCGUCUGACUUUCCAUGAGAACGGACGGAGGGAGGAGACGAUGAUUGGAUUUAUAUUUUUGGGUGAACUGUCUCUGUAAACCUGUGAUUGGUCAGCUCUCGCAGCCUGAGCAGACAGCACCCAUCAGCUCUGUCUGUGUUUUUGUGAUUUUUGGAUCAUCAUAACAAGUCGUGAUAAAAAAAAAUAAAACACCUCAGGAAGUGAAGA